This is a messenger RNA of Sinocyclocheilus grahami, 4684 nucleotides long. RefSeq lists its product as uncharacterized. Gene Ontology annotation, biological process: regulation of cell shape. NCBI's taxonomy places the organism in Eukaryota, Metazoa, Chordata, Actinopteri, Cypriniformes, Cyprinidae. The transcript is spliced from 14 exons. Bases 88 to 3969 code for a protein of 1293 amino acids. The record is from RefSeq and is a predicted model, not a curated record. Gene Ontology annotation, cellular component: cytoplasm; membrane.
GCCAUUAAAUGAGCGCCGCUUGACGACUGCUCGUGAACUCAGAAACCCCUUCUGGAUAUCGGUUCGUCUUCAGGGGCCCGAGGCAGGAUGGAAGAAGCAGAACUCUUAAAGCAACGCCUUCAGGCUAUUACGAAUAAGAAAAAAAUCCAAGAAGAAAUUGUCCACAAACGGCUUGAAAUUGACAGAGAGAAACUAAAGCUUCAACAUGUCAAGAAAAGGUCCAUGAGAGAUCUGUGGCUCAUGGAUGGGAUGAACAGCAGUAAUGCACAGGAAACACAAAAAGCUCUUGAAGAUGCACAACAAACUAAACACCUCAAGAGCAACAUACAUCGGAUAGAGAAAGAGAUUGAAGCAUUGGAGAGAGAGGAAAUUAACAUCUCAACAAAUGAGGGGCUGAUUCUAAAGAGGCUAAAAGCCAUUGAAAAGACUCCAGAGGAUAUAAUUAAGGCAGCGAAUGCAGAUUUCAUUUCAGAGCUGAUCUAUAUUCAUUCAACAAUUCCAAAUAUGCUAAAGCCCAGCACACCCCUAUUAAAGCAGAGGAAGAAACAAGACUUGGAAACUGAAGCAAAAACUGACCAAACCAAAUCUGCUUUGUUCGCCAUGGAAAUUAACGUUCAGAAGGACUUGCGCACAGGGGAAAGCCAAGUUCUCUCCACCUCCACCAUUUCUCCCCAAGAGCUCCAGCAGAAAGGCAUCAAAGUCUACGACGAUGGCCGGAAGUCCGUCUACGCCCUGCGUACAGACGGCCACCAGCCAGGUGCGAAUGGAGUGGAUGAACUUAGUUCCGUGGAGGUCGAAGAGCUGCUGAGGCAGGCCUCUGAGAAAAAGAAGAGGUCCAAUCAGGUUCAGAUAGACCCUUCAUAUCCCCACAACCUCUCCCAUGAGUUACAAUUAGCCACUGAAAUCAGGGAGAGCCAUGUAUCCAAUGAAUACCAAGAUCCCUAUAGUGUUGACUUAUCGGCAUGGCCUAAGCUUGUGUACAAUGAUGGCGUGUGCUGUCCAGAGGACGCGGGUCAAGUACUUCCUCUCCUGCCAAUGUCUAAUUACAAUGACAGACCAGACGAAUACUAUCACAACAGCCGUGAGCUACACAGAGGGGAAAGACACGCACAUGGACAGUAUUACAACCAAAGAGAGAACCACCGGGGAAUGCGACGUUUGGAUUGUGACAUCUCAAAACACAGCCUGUGUUCAGCCUUCUCUGAGGACUCCAAACUCAGUGUACUGAACGCCAUGCCAUCGGACGAGCCAGUCACCAUGAUCUUCAUGGGUUACCAGAAUGCCGGAGAUGACAGCCAGAGCUAUGAGGGCUCAGUUCGGGCAGAGUUGGUGAUUAUUGGAGAUGGUGAAGAUGAAGCGAGCAAGAGCUUCAACCCCCAUCAGAACUGCAUUGCCAACAACGCCUUUCCCUACUCUGCUGGACGGAAGGGCAAAAGAGACGGCACGGAAGACCCGUCAGCUACAGGUACUCCAAAGAUCAAAAAGGUCAAAAGGAGACACAAGCACUGCUGUGUGUUGAUGUAUUGCCAAGGAAAUGUAUAUGGGUCUAUGUAUGUGAGAGCUGGAGCUUGUCAUGUCAGUGGAGUAACUGUGCUGCCAUUGGUCGAUUCCCACGCAUUCAAUCACAGCUGUGGCUUGUGUCACACACAUUCACACACACUAACACACAUACAUGCACACAGAGGAAGAAACGAGACCUUCACUGUUAAACCAGCUGACCUCAAAGCUCCAUCACUGACAAGAGUCACAGCUGGUGCACGAAGGUCAUAUGGAAGUGAACUAAAUGAAGGCAAAAGCACCUCUGUAAAUCAGCAGAAAAAAGAGCAGGAAUACCUCUCUGAAGCAGUCACCAUGGAGACCAACCAGCUUUCAGAAAUGGCUGAUCUAACAGACUGUAAAAUGAAUCCUGGGUGUACAGAGGACCAGACAUGUCAAUUCACUGAGGAGGUGAAUGAAUGUUUUGUCACAUAUUUCCCAGAGUGCCUGGAUACCAAACAGAGCAACCCCCAUGAAGAUCUGGAUGGGCAAAGAAACAAAGCCAUAAUUAAUGAAUGUGAUAGCUCAGGUGAAUCUGAUGGAAGCAAAGACUCUCAAGAAGGCAUUACGGUCAAGGUCAAUGAACAAGAUGAACCAGAUGGCAGAGAAUCUUUGGCCUUUGAGUCUCACGAAGAGCCUCUUGUGAAUGACAAACCAGAAGAAGAAAUGGAAAUCAACAAUUUCGAUGAUACCCAAGAGAAAGAACAUGAUGAACCUGAGGAGAGGCUGGAAGCACAAGAAGAAUCUGUGCUGGAGCAGCAAAUCAAUGAGUUGGUGAUUUCUGAAGUCCCGACUGAAUCUUGUCCAGAUAUGGAUCGAGAUGACCUAAGUGACUGUCUGCUAGUGGAGAUGGCCAACAUUUCGUCAGACAGUGAUGCUGAAGAGCCGUGGAGGUCUUUAGCUCCAUCAGCUGUAGAUAAAGAAGAGAUUGAGGAGAACGGUGAUCUCUUGGGUAUGGAUGAAGCAGAGGUAAACUCGGAAGACCAAGCAAGGCAGGAAGACAUUGAAGUGACUGAGAGCAAUGCUGAACUUGAAGAUGAAGCUCUGGCUUUGAACAUUAAUGAAAGUGAGAUUCUAGAACAACCAGAGUGUCCCACUGAAUGUGAGCUGCGAGAUAUUUCUUUGGACUCCUCGGCCCAUUACUGCAGUUUAACCAAGAUUGCAGAGGAUGAGGAAGAGCUUGGUAAAACUUCAAAGCACAACCUUCAGCGCCUGUCCUGUUCAACUUCAGAGCUCGACAAAAAGUUGCCAAAAGACUUCUGCGUGGUUCAGGAAAUAAAGAGCGAGAAUGUCAGCACAGAGCAUCUGGAUUUUAGGGUGGCUCGCAAGCAGUGGCAGAAGAUGGAAGAGCAAACAAAAGGUCUGGUGCACCGGCCAGCGAUGAGGCAGGCAUCUUGCCAGGGUGGACACAACUUCAUGUACACGCCUGUCCGCAACAUUGAUCGCCCCAGAAGAGACCCUGACAUAGAGAGUCUUGGUCUGGGUGAUUACCAGUACACUCAAUUCAGCCCCUGUUCGGAAGACUCUGGUCUAGAUGACACAAGCUAUAGGUCUCCUUAUGAUGAGCCAGAAACUCCAGUGGAGAGGGAGAUUCGUGACGCUCUCGAACGAGAGGAGAUGUUCAGACGAGAGAGGACAAUGGCAAAGAUGUCUGCUGGCGACACUAUGCAAAUUAAACCCAAGCCUGGCGUUCUUCACCACAGCAGAUCAGAACCUGGGGAGAAAAGACAGAUGUUUGACACACCGGAGGACAGAUGCAUUUCUCAGAGAUCUCCUAGUGCAAGAACUCCAACUUUGUCCAUCACAGCUUCAUCUGAAAGAAGUCCCACAUACCAUGAAAUGACCGCCAACAAUGUCAUAAUACUUGAGCCGGAUUCGUACACCACCAGCCCACGGAGCCAAAGAAAAGGUGGGAUGCUUUCUCCAGGGACGAGCAGUUUCCAAGUAUGGCCAUCCGACAUGAAUAAUGUAAUUAUCCUGGAGACAUCGAAUCUCAUCAUCCGAAGUGCCUCGGAAUUCUGCCUGAGCACUGUAUGUCAAGAGACACAAGAGAGCACCUUUCAGAACAAUCCCUUUUUCAAACUGCGCUCCCACAGCACCCAGUCUCUGGUGGAUCAGGAGAUCAAGUUGGUGAGGCAAAGAGAAGAGGAGCUUAGAAGGCAGAGAGCACAACUAUAUGUAAAGGAGAGAUAUGACACCGUCCUCGUGUCCCCCUGCCAACUGCAGAAUUUCACUUAUGAGAAACCAGGAGAGGUGCCAGCAAAAUCUAAGUCAUCCCCCUCAUCUCCAUCAAAGACGCGCAAAAUGGAUCGCUCCACUUUGUCCUGCGACCACAAGUUCUCUGAGGCACCUUACCCUCGAGUCAGACGGAAAAGUGCCCUGGCCCAGAGGUGGGAAGCAGGUAUCUUUGCCAAUCAUCAGCAACAAGACUGAGUGAUUUGCCUAAACGAAGCAUCAAGCACAAAUCAAGGUUCCAUUACCGUAUAAGCAUGUGCAAAUAGUUUUAGAGUAAAACAUUCAUUACUAGUACAAACCUGGAAGUUAAUAGGUGAGUAAAAAUAUUAACAACUGAUCUCAUACCUUUUUACAUCUUUUGGAUGUUAGUAUUUUCACUCUGAAUUUUAUCCUGGAUAUACUUUUAUAUGAUUGCAGUUAAAGAAUUUAUACCGUAAUGUAUUCCUAAAUUGCACUAUGUACAACAAUUACUUUAUUAUUUUUAUUCUAAUUUAUUAUUCUAAUUUCACAUUACAUAACAUGUUAUAUUAACCAUACAGUGGAGAGCAGAAGCAAAUAAAAAUGCAUUUAUCUUUGAUUUAAUCUGAUCAAAAGUGCAAUUUAAGACAAGGAAGACCGCUGCUUGGAAUGUCUAAUAGAGUACAUUGUGGAUGUAGCUAUUGUGGAUGUAGCUUGCAGAGGUGUUACAAGAAAAGUAGCUGGCUUCUGUACAAUAACUACAUUGUGAGCCUUUUAAGUAUUUUUUAGCUUUGUCUGGAUAUAAUGUGCAUUUAUUCUUCUGUGAAAAUAAUUUUAAAUAUGUGUGAAUUUUACUUCAUAAUAUUCAUGUUUGAAAUGUUUUAAUAGACAUGUUUCUUCCUUGCAGGAUGUUUUCAAUGCAAAAUACUGUUCAAACCUUGAAUAAAGUGAAACU